GAAUUAUCCACAUCGUUCAGUUUCUUAGUGAUCGUGAUGCGAGAAAAAACAAUCCGAUAUGCGCGGAAUAAUUCGAUAAAAAAAUCUUUUUUUAUACGCGAAAAUCGGCGAGAAAAUAGCAAGAGAAGAGACAAGAAUUUUCGAAAAUGAGUCAAUACUCGAAUCGUAAAAUGGACGAGGACAAAAAUUGUAAAUGGACCAACCUGAAAGAUAUCGAAAUGCAAGCAGAAACCACCAGCGAAAUCAGCGACGACGAUAGGAGCUCAGAGUACGAAACGGAGCAAGAAAUAGCGAGGAAUCGACCGUUUUUAGAAAUAUGGAACUCCGAAUCAAUAUGGGAAAGUCUCAUGAGCCUCCCAAACGCCGAGGAAAUCCAAGACCUCGUUGCAAAAGACGACGAGGAAGCUGUAGCAACUUUAAACAAAAACACCGGCUUAUUAAUAUCCACGUGGAUGGAUAAACCGCGCGUACUAAACGCUUGCAUACAAGCCAAACCGGAUCUCGAGCAAAGCGACGAAAGCGGUAGAAGAGCCGUACACUUGGCCGCAUACGCCGGCAAAAUCGAAUGCCUGAAGAUCCUCAUUCAAGCCGGUUGCAACGUAAACGCCUGGGACGCUUGGGAGCAAAUCACCCCGCUGCAUUGCGCCGCCGGCGGCGGUUUCUUAGAGUCCGUCAGGAUGCUGGUCAACCACGGAGCGGACGUCAACGCCGGCCUGAACAGCGCCAGCGGCAGAAGCCCCCUCUAUUUCGCCGUACAAAGCACCGCCGUCGAUUGCGUGAAGGAGCUGUUGACGAACAACGCCGUUCCCAAUCCGAGCCAGGUGUUCACCGAAACCCCGCUACACGUAGCCGCCGCCCUCGGCGACGCCGAAAUAAUGAAGCUGCUGCUCCAGCACGGCGCCGCCGUCAACGUCAAAUACGGCCCGUGCAAGAUGACGCCGCUGCAUCUGGCCGCCGAGGACGGCGACGCCGAGUGCCUCGGCAUGCUGCUCGACGCCGGCGCCCACAUCGGCAUGAAGAACGACAAGCGACAGACGCCGUUGCACCUGGCCGCUCUGUCCCAAAGCUCCGAAACGGUGGCGUUGCUGCUGAGGAAAGGCGCCGAUCCGAACGCCGAGGACUCCGACGGACGGACGCCGUUGCAUUCGUCGAUCGUGAAGGCGUCGAGGUCGUGCGAGUGCGUCAGGACGCUGCUGGCGGCCCGGCCGGACGUCAACAAGCCGGACAUAUUCGGCUACACGCCGUUGCAUUUGGCCGCUUUGAACGAAUACUCCCAUUGCGUCAUGUUGUUGAUCAAUCACGGCGGCGACGUGACGGCGCGCACGAACGGCGGCAUAUCGGUGUUGACGUUCAUCACGCGAAAGACGCCGGACGUCAUAAGGAAGUACAAGAUGAAAUUCGACAAUGCCAUCAAGCUGACCGAUCACGAGCUGGGCGACAUCGAUUGCGAGCUGAAAUUGGACUUCAGAGUGCUCGUACCGACGAUGGGCAACAAAGAGACCGAGCUGCUGUUGAAUUUCAUCGAAGUGGGCCACAAGGAGAUACUGAAACAUCCUCUAUCCGAGACGUUCUUGUUUCUGAAAUGGAAGACGAUCCGGAAGUUUUUCAUCUUCAGCCUGUUCUAUCACUCGCUGUUCGUUUGCCUGUUCACUUGCUACAUCAUCGGGGUGUUUCUGAGGAAUUGCAAAUCGUCGAAGAGCCUGCACGAUCCCUGCUGGGUGUCCGACAGCACCAAAUUGAUCGGCUACGUUCUCCUCAUACUGAACUUGUUGUUGUUGAGCAAAGAGUUGUUCCAAAUAGCGCAUUCGUGGACCACGUACCUCAGGCAAUGGGAGAACGGUCUACAAUGGUUGAUCAUCUUGGGGGUUUUCUGUUGCGUUCAACCGACGCGAAACAUGAACAUUCAACAAGACGUCGAUUCGUGGCAACACCACGUGGCCGCCGUAUCGAUAUUCAUCACGUGGGUGGAACUGAUGAUCAUAGUGGGGAGGUUUCCUACGUUCGGUUUGUACAUUCAAAUGUUCACAACGGUCGCCAUAAAUUUCGCCAAAAUCAUGCUGGCCUUCUUCUGCCUGUUUCUGGCGUACGCCCUCAGUUUCGGCGUGAUAUUCACCAACUACCCGGCGUUCAUCGAUUUGAAAUGGGUGCUACUGAAGGUCAUCAUCAUGAUGUCGGGAGAGUUGGAGUACGAGGACGUGUUCUUCCCCGAAGAGGAACAAUAUAAAAUUAGGUACCCGUACACGGCUCAUAUAAUGUACCUCUCUUUCGUUAUAUUCGUCACCAUCAUAUUGACGAAUUUAAUUGUCGGUUUGGCUGUUAGUGAUAUACAGGAGCUGCAACAGACGGCGGGGCUCGAUAGAUUGGUGCGCCAGGCGGAGUUAGUGGCCCAUUUAGAGAGCAUGCUGUUUUCCAAACUAUUGACUUGUAUUCCGGACAAAGUCAUGAAAUUCCUCCACAACAAAGCCCUGCUGUUGAAGUCCAGAUACUACUGGGCCUUGUACAUACGACCUAACGAUCCGAGGGAAGCCAAAAUACCCAGGGACCUAGUGAAGAGUUGCUAUCAAAUAGUCGUAGCUAGAAAAGAUAAACCGAAGAAGAAUCUGAAAGGUUCGAAACGCGACUAUUACUACGAUAUGAUAUCGCCCUCGCUUUCACGAUUGAGUUCUUACAACAGCGACGGAUUCAAAUUCGGAAGCAAAAGCCAAUUGGCGUCUCUCAAAAAUCAAGUCGAUCAAAUAUCGCGGGAAUUCAGCGAAAACAGGAGAAACGUGAGGCAGAGGAUCGAGAAACUGUACCAAGCUUUAAAUACUUCAAAAACCCGGUCUAACGAUUAAAA
This is a messenger RNA of Phyllotreta striolata, 2836 nucleotides long. Lineage: Eukaryota; Metazoa; Arthropoda; Insecta; Coleoptera; Chrysomelidae. The record is from the annotation of a GenBank genome assembly.